CAUUAAACGGCGCCAAAUCUCUUUCAAACCCAGCACACAUGCAUCAUGGCCCUCAAAACAGUUGAAAUCACACUCUUGGCGUUAGCCUCUUCGUGUGUAAGUUUCCAAUUGUGUGCCCACAGGGUUGAAGUAAAGGUGAAGAAAAAGAUACGUUCACAAACAGUCCACCAUGAUUCAGAUUUUUGUCGGUUGCUGUUGAGCUGGAUUUGAUGCUUAGGUGAAGAUCAUACCAGGUGAUGAACAAUAGAAAUACAUAUUUGUUUUCUCAUUGUCUCUUUAGGACUGCAACAAUGGCAAACUGCAAAGCAUCACAAACAGCGCUGUUGUUUAUAGUGAUUGUGGCAUUCUUAAAACCCUGCGAACCCCAAAAUUGCGCAGAACAAGAUCUUGCUGCACUGCAAGACUUCAAGGCUGCAAUUACGGAGGACCCAACUGGGGCACUACAGUCUUGGGUGGGUGAAAAUUGCUGUGAAUGGAACGGCAUCCUUUGCAACGAGAGCAACGGCCGAGUCAUAAGCAUUGCCCCCGAUGCAGACCCUGGCAAUGCCUCAGUCUUCAUGAGGGGCACCAUCUCGAAGUCCAUAGGUAAGCUCUCCUUCCUCCAGAAAUUCAUUCUUUUUGGCUGGAAGCACAUAAGGGGUCGAAUUCCUUUUUCAGUUAGGAAGCUCAAAACCCUAACUCACUUUACCCUAGAUAACAAUAAGAUCUCUGGCCUGAUUCCUGCUUCGAUAGGGGGCUUAUUGCAGCUCAAGAGCCUGUCCCUGUCUAAUAACCUAAUAGCCGGCCACAUACCCAGAUCCAUCUGCAACCUCCGUAAUUUGAGAACUCUGUACCUGGAUGGCAACCGGCUGAGGGGCUUGAUCCCUCAUUGCAUUGGUGACCUGAAGGAGCUUGCUGUCUUGCAGUUGAAAAGAAACAUGAUCUCCGGUUCGAUUCCAGAUUCCAUUGGAGGGCUUGAAAACGUAAGCACAUUGGAUAUAUCACAAAAUUUUCUCACUGGUAGCGUUCCUUCAUCUGUUGGAAACCUUUCUAGACUUUCAGAGUUUGUGGUGAGUAAAAAUCUAUUGAAUGGUAGCAUUCCCUCAUCUUUAGGUUUCCUUCGCUACAGUUUAAGUAAGCUCUCUUUGGAUCGGAAUCUUUUAACUGGAGAAAUCCCCGAGUCCUUCGAGAAUUUAACGACUAUGAAUUAUCUUGACCUUUCACAUAACGGUUUGACUGGUAAUAUCCCACGAUUUUCAAAGUCCUCUAGCCUGACUUAUCUCAUUUUGUCAAACAAUUUGCUUUCUGGAAUGCUUCCACAAUUCCUUGGCUCCUUGCCCAGCCUACGAGUUGUUCAGCUGUCGUUCAAUAAUUUCACAGGCCUUAUACCAGAGUUCGAUAGGUCAGCGAAAUUUGACAGUGUUGUUUUGUCAAAUAACAAGCUUACAGGUGGUGUACCAGAUUUAUUUGCAGAGCUAGUGUAUUUGGAGCAUCUUGAUUUAUCGAACAACGAGCUCAAUGCUGGGGUCCCGCAAAACCCUGCAUUGUAUAAUCUGGUCAGUCUUAAUCUCUCUAGGAAUAGCCUGUCUGGCCCGCUCCCGAAUUUUACAAGCAUUGGGUUGAAUUCUCUGGAUUUAUCUUAUAAUAACCUGAUCUUUGGAAGUAUCCCUGUUUGGAUCACAGAUUCUAGUUUCCUGAUCAAUUUGCGACUGGCUGGUUGUGGCAUUUCUAUAAGCUUGAAUGACUGGGAGCCUGCCGCUCCUAAGCUUUACAUGUCCAUUGAUUUAUCCAACAACAGUAUUACCGGUGAUGCAGGCCGACUGUUUAAGAAUAUGACUAAGCUAAAAUCUUUGAAUUUUGCAAGGAAUCAAUUGAGUGGUAGCAUUCCUUUGUCUAUUGAAAAUCUAAAGAGUUUGGAAGACUUAGAUCUGUCCUAUAAUGAACUAAAUGGUACUAUUCCGGAAGAGAUGGCCCAAUUGAAGAAUUUGAGGCGGUUAAACUUGAGCUACAACCAUUUGUGUGGGCAGAUUCCAGAUGAGAAACCACUAAAUUCAUUUCCAGUUUCUUCUUUCGAUCACAAUGACUGUCUGUGUGGUCAUCCGCUGCCUUCUUGUCAAUCAACUGAAAGGAAGAACAUAUCAUCUAGAUACCAAAAUAUACAUCCACAUGGAUGAAAAACGACUGAAUUUAUCUAGUAGGACAUAUGGAAAGACAAAAUCCUAUAUACAGAUUUUGCUAUAAUGUUCUAUAUUAACUGCUUUCAAAUUCUUAAUUAUGUCAAAUUUAUUUCUGUAACAUAUAAUGUAACUAACUAGCUGCUUGAGAGGCAAGUUCAGCAGACUGUAAAUUAUUUAUUAAUUAUGCUUAUCGGGUUUCUCAAUCUUACUUGCUCACACUAUAGAACAAUAAAGCAUUUCCUGUUUUAGACU
Messenger RNA from Cryptomeria japonica (Japanese cedar), 2408 nucleotides. Its product is annotated as LRR receptor-like serine/threonine-protein kinase FLS2. Gene Ontology annotation, molecular function: protein binding. The record is from RefSeq and is a predicted model, not a curated record. NCBI's taxonomy places the organism in Eukaryota, Viridiplantae, Streptophyta, Pinopsida, Cupressales, Cupressaceae. The transcript has a single exon. Bases 237 to 2153 code for a protein of 638 amino acids.